Molecule: messenger RNA, 1532 nt
Organism: Penaeus chinensis
Lineage: Eukaryota; Metazoa; Arthropoda; Malacostraca; Decapoda; Penaeidae
Exons: 5
Coding region: 436-1122 (228 amino acids)
Source: RefSeq, a predicted model, not a curated record
UGUCCAGGGAGACGCUUCUACUGCUAUGGAACGAAGGGCAAACGGGAGAAAAUCCACGUAGAUGAGUGACCUUCUCCUCAAAGCGAAGGCAAAAGCUGCAUAUAAAAGGGCGGCUCUGCUUGCGGUCGACACAUUCGCUCGUCCGCUGAGCAUGGUAGGCCGGCCGGGCGCUGGGGAAGAUCACGCGUCUCAACUCUUUCACGUUUAAACGAUUUUUUUUUUUUUUUUUUUUUUUUGUAGCUAAGGGUGUAUUGUGACUGGGGAAUCGGUAGUGGUUUGUAAAUGUUUGUGAAGUGUAAAAACACAGUUGGGGGCGAAUCAGAAGUUACUUAAUGUAUGUAAAUCAGGUGUAAGAGAAUUCGGUGUGUGAUAGGAGAUGAUUACUCUAUUGAUUAUUUACGUCAUUCCGUAAGUGUAUUCGCUUCUGAUUUACAGAUGAAGGUCUUACUGCUGUUCGCUUUGGCUGCUGUGGCUGCUGGGGAUCACUCCCUUGGCGGACACGGGCAUUUCCAUGGAGUUUUCCAUGGGCAUGGGCACUUCCCUCAUUUUGGGCAUGGCUUCAGACAUGCCGCCGUCCACCGCCCCGUGGCACCUGUGCACCCUGUGGUGCACCAGCCGGCUCCGGUGGUCCCGGUGCAUCGAAGCCAAAGUGGACCUGCAGUGCCCCCGGCAGCUUCCUCGGGCGUCCCGGUGGACCAAAGGCAGGGCGACAGCGAAUACCACUUCUCGUGGCGCCAUGACGGCCGCAAGACCUACACGUGGGAUCGCGCCAACCAGUACUGCGCCAACCUCGGCUCCGGCUGGCAGGGCAUCAGCAUCGGGACUCACCAGGAGGACAGUCUCGUUAGGGAAGCGAUUAUAGAAGAUCGCCUACCAUGGAUUUGGACCUCAGGUCAUAUCAAGAACCACGGCUUCGCCUGGGCUUCAGGUGAAGAAUUCGUGGGUCUGAACUGGUCUCACACCGGCGGGAACCAUCGACCACAACCAGACAACCGAGAGGGGAACGAGCACUGCCUGGGGGUUCUCAACGACUUCUACGACGACGGCGUCAAGUGGCACGACAUCGCCUGCCACCACGACAAGGCCAUCAUCUGCGAGCGCAAAGUCCAAGUUCACGGAUGAAGAGCAAUACUGCUUUCUUGUAGCAUAAUCUCAUCUAUGUGAUCUAGAUCAAAUGACGUUGUCUAUAUUUAUAUGUAUUUAUAUGUGACGAUGAAUAAAGACCAAUUUCUUAAACCUUACCUUUUUACAAAAACUUUAUGAUCCACUUUCCCUUAUUCUUACAGAGAGGACUUUUUUAUUUAAACGAAGAAAAAAAUAUAUAUAUAUAAUGCUAGAAAUCUUUGGUAUCGGUAGCGCUCCCCAUCGUUUGGCUAAACCCCUCUCCGGCGCUAUGAAGGUUAUCAGUGAUUCCCACCGUCUUGCCAUGGCCUGCCUGUUCAUUGUGACGCUGAAGAGGGAUGCAGACAUUCAACUUGGCUUCGUUGCGUAGAUGAUGUCCUCGUUAUUGUCCCCAGAAGGUCGUGCUUACA